Molecule: messenger RNA, 821 nt
Organism: Salarias fasciatus (jewelled blenny)
Lineage: Eukaryota; Metazoa; Chordata; Actinopteri; Blenniiformes; Blenniidae
Gene: csrp3
Product: cysteine and glycine-rich protein 3 (cardiac LIM protein)
Exons: 6
Coding region: 179-757 (192 amino acids)
Biological process (GO): sarcomere organization; muscle tissue development; cardiac muscle contraction
Cellular component (GO): nucleus; cytoplasm; Z disc
Molecular function (GO): structural constituent of muscle; actinin binding
Source: RefSeq, a predicted model, not a curated record
CCCCUUUCAGCCGCUGAUGGAGGGUCCGAGGGCUUCGCUCUGUCACCAGUUAUUUUAGGAGGAUGGUUUCACUGGAGCGUCACUGAUGGACUGCGGUGAUGAGAAGAUGGAGACUAUUUAAACGGCCCGGGUGUGUCCGCCGCCACGUUCAGACCGAAGCACAAAGACUCCAUUCAAGAUGCCAAACUGGGGAGGAGGUGCGAAGUGUGGCGCCUGUGAGAAGAUGGUGUACCAUGCGGAGGAGAUCCAGUGUAACGGGAGGAGCUUCCACAAGCCCUGCUUCAUCUGCAUGACCUGCAGGAAAGCGCUGGACAGCACCACAGUUGCAGCACACGAGUCUGAAAUUUACUGCAAGUCAUGUUACGGCAAGAAGUACGGGCCGAAAGGCUACGGGUACGGACAGGGCGCCGGAGCUCUGAGCUCUGAUCCUCCCGGACGGUUCGAAAUCCGGCAGCCUCAGCAGUCGAAGCCUCGGCCCGUCUCCACAAACACCGACGCCAGCAGCAACAAGUUUUCUCAGAAGUUUGGUAGCUCAGACCGCUGCCCUCGCUGCUCCAAAGCUGUUUACGCCGCAGAGAAAGUGAUGGGAGCCGGGAAGCCCUGGCAUAGAACCUGUUUCCGCUGUGCCAUCUGUGGGAAAAGCCUGGAUUCGACCACGGUGACAGAAAAGGAGGGAGAGCUGUACUGUAAAGUGUGCUACGCCAAACACUUCGGCCCUAAAGGAUUCGGACUGGGAAACGAAGCCAUGCUGGACUAAUGGAAAUGAAACAGAAACCACAUACAGAACAUAGUGUCACACUGGACAGAAAAACCUCAAUCAG